Myotis daubentonii (Daubenton's bat) is the source of this 1013-nucleotide messenger RNA. Its product is annotated as immunoglobulin lambda-1 light chain-like. The transcript is spliced from 4 exons. The coding region runs from base 1 to 849 and encodes 282 amino acids. NCBI's taxonomy places the organism in Eukaryota, Metazoa, Chordata, Mammalia, Chiroptera, Vespertilionidae. The record is from RefSeq and is a predicted model, not a curated record.
AUGGUGCCGGGUUUGAGGGACUCCCGCGGCUGCAUGGAGCUGCCAUGCAGAGUCCUGACCAGCCUCACACCAGGGAAGCCUGCAGGAGGAAGGACACAGGGGGAGGAGAAGGUGCAGAAGGAAGGGUCAUGGAAGGACAGGUAUGAGGACAAGGUGAUCUUUGGUCUCUGCAGGGUGAACAUCCUCUCAGAAGGUCAGCCCAAGUCUGCACCCUCCGUGUCUCUGUUCCCGCCAUCCGCUGAGGAGCUCAACAGCAACAAGGCCACACUGGUGUGUCUCAUGAGUGACUUCUACCCGGGCAGCGUGACGGUGGCCUGGAAGGCAAAUGGCACCCCCGUCACCCAGGGCGUGGAGACCACCAAGCCCUCCAAGCAGAGCAACAACAAGUACGCGGCCAGCAGCUACCUGAGCGUGUCCAGCCAAGACUGGAAGUCCGCCAGCGCCUACAGCUGCCAGGUCACGCACGACGGGAAGACCGUGGAGAAGACAUGUAAUGUGUUCGGCGGCGGGACCCAGCUGACCGUCCUAGGUCAGCCCAAGUCUGCACCCUCCGUGUCUCUGUUCCCGCCAUCCGCUGAGGAGCUCAACAGCAACAAGGCCACACUGGUGUGUCUCAUGAGUGACUUCUACCCGGGCAGCGUGACGGUGGCCUGGAAGGCAAAUGGCACCCCCGUCACCCAGGGCGUGGAGACCACCAAGCCCUCCAAGCAGAGCAACAACAAGUACGCGGCCAGCAGCUACCUGAGCGUGUCCAGCCAAGACUGGAAGUCCGCCAGCGCCUACAGCUGCCAGGUCACGCACGACGGGAAGACCGUGGAGAAGACAGUGGCCCCCUCGGAGUGUUCCUAGGACCUGAGUCCCCACUUCUGGGGACAUUUCUCAGUCAGACCCUCCCUUCCCCCGCUCCCCACUGUCCCCCUGCGGCUCCUGCCCUUGGUCGCUCAGACUGGGCAGGUCGCCAUCCCUCCCCAUUUCCCCUUCUCCUGAAUAAACUCCUGUCAUUUCUCAUCUGA